CCCCAGCACAUUCUGUGUGGGCUUCCCGGAGAGCACGCGGGCGUGGGCGGUCCCGCUGAGAGUCCCUUUGCGCCUGAGUACGACAGACCUCCGGAGCCUCUGCGUCUGAAGUCCUAUCCUAAACGCUGGACCUCGCAGCCAUGUCAGCCCCAAGGGAGGUGGCGAUCGGCAUCGAUCUCGCGUGGGCGUGUGGCAAGGUGGGAAUCCUCCUCGCCGACGACCGGGGCAGCCGCACCACGCUCAGCUACGUGGCCUUCACGAACACCGAACGGCUGGUGGGCGACGCCGGGAGUCAAACUUACCUGAACGCGCACAACACCGUGUUUGACUCCAAACGGCUGAUAGGGCGCAUGUUCUCGGAAGCGACGGUGCAGUCGGACGUAAAGCAUUGGCCUUUCCAGGUGGUGAGCGAGGGUGGCGAGCCCCAGGUGCGCGUGUCCCACCGCGGGGAGGACAAGGCGUUCUACCCCGAGGAGAUCUCGUCCAUGGUGCUGAGCAAGAUGAAGGAGACGGCCAGCCUGUGAGUGAUCACGGUGCCUGCCUACUUCAACGACUCGCAGCGCCAGGCUCCCAAAGACCAGGGUGCCAUCGCCGGGCUCAACGUGCUGCGGAUGAUCAGUGAGCCCGCUGAGGCUGCCAUUGCCAAUGGGCUGGACCGGCUUGGGGCAGGAGCCAGUGUGCUUAUUUCUAACCUUGGUGGAGGCACUUUUGAUGUGUCGAUCCUCACUGUCGACCCUGGAGUCUUCGAGGUAAAGGCCACAGCCGGAGACACUCACCUGGGUGGAGAGGACUUCGACAACCAGCUGACGAACCACUUUGUGGAGGAGUUUUGGUGGAAGCAUGGAAAGGAUAUGAGCCGUAACAAAUCGGCCCUUCGACGAUUGCGCACGGCCUGUGAGAGCGCCAAGUGCACCCUGCCCUCCAGCACCCAGGCCACUCUGGAGAUUGACUCCCUGUUCGAAGGCACGGACUUCUACACAACCAUCACUCGUGCCCGCUUUGAGGAACUGUGCUCGGACCUCCGCAGCACCCUGGAGCCUGUGGAGAAGACCCUGAAGGAUGCCAAGCUGGGCAAGGCCCAGGUCCAUGACGUCAUCACGGUGGGUGGUUCCACCCGCAUCCCUAAGGUGCAGAAGCUAUUGCAGGAUUUCUUCAGUGGCAAAGAGCUGAACAGGACCAUUCAUCCUGAUGAGGCUGUGGCCUAUGGGGCUGCUGUGCAAGUGGCCGUGUUGAUUGGGGACAAGGGUGAGAAAGUACAAGAUCUUCUGCUGCUGGGUGUGGCUCCCCUGCCAUUAGGGCUGGAGACAGCAGGCGGGGUGAUGACCACAAUAAUCCAGAGGAAUGCUACCAUUCCCACCAAGCAGACUCAGACUUUUACCACCUACUCUGGCAACCAGCCUGGGGUCUUAAUCCAGGUGUUUGAGGGCGAGAGGGCCAUGACCAAGGACAACAAUCUGCUGGGGCGUUUUGAGCUCGGUGGCAUCCCUCCUACCCCAGGUGGAGUCCCUCAGAUAGAGGUGACUUUUGACAUCGAUGCCAAUGGCAUCCUUAGUGUGACAGCCACUGACAGGAGCACGGGCAAGGCCAACAAGAUCGUCAUCACCAAUGACAAGGGCCGGCUGAGCAAGGAAGUGAAGAGAAUGGUUCAUGAGGCUGCACAGCACAAGGCUGAGGAUGAGGCCCAGAGGGACAGGGUGGCUGCUGAAAACUCCCUGGAGGCUCAUGUGUUCCAUGUAAAGGACUCCUUGCAAGAGGAAAGUCUUAGGGACAAGAUCCCAGGAGAAGACAGGCGCAAAGUGCAAGACAAGUGUCAGGAAGUCCUUGCCUGGCUGGAGCACAACCAGUUGGCAGAGAAGGAGGAAUAUGAGUAUCAGAAGAAGGAACUAGAGCAAAUCUGCUGCCCCGUCUUUUCUAGGCUCUCUGGAGGGUCUAGUGUUCCUGGAGCCAGCAGCUGUGGGGCUCAAGCCUGCCAGGGGAGGCCCAGUACCGGCCACCUCAUUGAGGAAGUCAAUUGAAUGACUCCUUAAUGUAAGUCUGCUAUUACUGUAAAGACUUGGGCCUUUGGGCCUUCUAGGGUAUCUUCUAUGAUUCUGUCCUGUAACAUCGGGGGUUCUGAGGUGACAGGUAUCUUCCCCCUAAAGCUGAGCGCUUUCUUCACAGUAUGUUGUAUAACCAAGGUCUUUGUCAUUUUGACAUUUUGAAAAAAUUCCUCUUCUUCAAU
Fukomys damarensis (Damara mole-rat) is the source of this 2221-nucleotide messenger RNA. RefSeq names its product heat shock protein family A (Hsp70) member 6 (gene Hspa6). Lineage: Eukaryota; Metazoa; Chordata; Mammalia; Rodentia; Bathyergidae. Gene Ontology annotation, molecular function: ATP hydrolysis activity; ATP-dependent protein folding chaperone; ubiquitin protein ligase binding. The record is from RefSeq and is a predicted model, not a curated record. Gene Ontology annotation, cellular component: vesicle; cytoplasm; blood microparticle. Gene Ontology annotation, biological process: cellular response to unfolded protein; protein refolding.